This is a messenger RNA of Coregonus clupeaformis (lake whitefish), 2373 nucleotides long. RefSeq names its product interferon-induced very large GTPase 1-like. The coding region runs from base 62 to 1042 and encodes 326 amino acids. The record is from RefSeq and is a predicted model, not a curated record. NCBI's taxonomy places the organism in Eukaryota, Metazoa, Chordata, Actinopteri, Salmoniformes, Salmonidae. The transcript has a single exon.
AAAGAAAGCUGAGGAGUUUUCAAAGCUCUUACAGCCAGCUGUACAGGACUAUGUGACCAAAAUGAUUGGUCCUGAUGUAGUUGAUGAAGUGAAGACAGGUAAAGGAUCACAGGAUUACAGCACACGGACGGCCUUCCAGUUCUCCAUUUUAGAACAGCUCCUAAUGGGUGGGAAAUAUGAGAAAUACAGAGAAUACAUCAAGCAUUAUAAAAGGUUUGUGAAGGACUGGCUGUUUGGCCAGAUUGUCCAACAACUCUCAAAGGACAGGAGUCUGGAGAAAUUGGAGAAGAAACAUCUUUUAGAGAUAGUCAAGAUAAUCACUGAUACAAUUUCUAACAUCAGAAAAUCACAUAGCACUAUAAAAGAUAUCAAUACUUUCAUUCAGAAAAUGUGUUGUGCCCUUGGAGAGAAGCUUGUCUUCCCCAAGGAUGGUCUGGAUUUGAUCAUGACUCUGAACUACUCUGAAAAUACAGAACAGUUUGCUGACUACCUAAUAGAUUCUGUGGGAGAAUUGGAGCAGUCACUGGCAGCUGUGUACGAUAAGGGAGGAGGCAUCAAAGAGAGACUCAGAUCUCUGCCAUUCAUGCCUCAGGACAAGAUGUUCACCAGUCUGUUUGGCUGUGGAGAGGUAUGCCCCUUCUGCCAUGCACCCUGUGAAGCAGGAGGGAAGGAGCAUACCAAACACUUUUCCUCUAUUCACCGUCCAAAAGGGCUCAGCGCUUGGAGGUAUAGAGAGACAAAGGUGCUAGUUAUUGACAUAUGUUCAUCUCUUGUGAUAAGUGGCGGUUCAUUUUACAUAUCCUCAACAGCAAAAGAAUCUUAUCCCUACAAGGACUACCAGACAUAUUACCCUGACUGGGUCAUAACUGGAGAUCCCAGCGUUGAGGCGUCAGACUACUGGAAGUAUGUGAUGGCUACAUUCAAUGAGAGAAUUGCUACAGACACAGAUGCACUCCCUGCUGAUGUCCCAGAGGACUGGAAGGCAUUAACACCUGAUGAUGCAAUGAAGAGCUUGAAGGGCUCAUUCAACAUGAAAGACUAGUAUUAAACUAGCUAUAAGAAGUCUCUAGUUGUCGACAUGACAACCAUUCAAAGAUGUCAGACUUGACAACCAGAAUUAACUCUCAUGACAUGGAUAUAUCACAGAAUCAAAAUAUGUGAAAUAAUGUACAGAUCUGUCAAUACCCAAUGCAAUUCUGAAAAGAACAACUGCAGCAAGACAAGUCAUAGUUACGGAUACAUUGAUAAAUUAUAUAAAAACUUGGCAAUUUACAGAUCUGAUGUUCCAUAAUGAAAUAGCUAACACUUUGAGUUUUAUGGGAAAGGAAUACAAUAUAGUCAAGUAAUAAAUAAAUAAAUAAUGUUGUCAAUGUAAUUAAAGCAUUUUAACAUGAUUCAGAAAUCACACAAAAGGCAAGAAAAGUAAACGUGAACACAACAGGUUAACCAACAGAUUCAGAGUUUUACUUGAUAAUGUCCAUAGAUAAACACAAUACACAGGUAACUAAUUGUUUAUUUCUUUUAAAUUAUAAUAAUUAAAUUUCUCUCAUUUACUUUACCAUCUAACCUAUGGCUUGAUAUGCCUUAAUCACAGAUUAUGAAGAGACUGCAUCAUUCAGUGGUAAACGUUUGGCUUGGAUUUAGUUUCUCUUAUUUUACCUUUUACAUGUUCAUCUUAAUGUACUUUUUAUUUAAUGAAUAUGCAUUUGUUGUUUCAUAUACAGGUAUUACACAUUCAUGGGUCUUUUAAAUAAUUUACUUCAACAAGAAUGACUACUAAGUAGACUUCAAAUAUAAUGUUUUUAAUUGAUCGCACCUUCAAAUUGUGAUUUGUUCAAUGACUUCAUUGCUUUAAACACAUUAGUUUCGAUAAGGUGUAAUUCCUAAUCAGUGACCAUCAGUAAUGUAACUUCAUUAAUUCUCUUCAGGUGUGCUUGAUGUAUACAGUAUGUUUUAAAGUAAUGCUCAGUGACCAUCAGUAAUGUAACUUCAUUAAUAAUCUUCAGGUAUGCUUGGUGUAUACAGUAUGUUUUAAAGUACUGCACUCUGGUUGUUUUGAAUGCUAAUGAUUAUGAUGAUGAUGUUUGAUAAUGGUGAUUAUACAUUUGGCGGUUGAUAAAGAUUAUAUUGUUGAUUUUCUUUUUGGUGUUGAUAAUGAUGUUUUUUUGUUGUUGAUGAUGGUGAUUUUAUUUUUGUAGUUGAUGAUGUGGGAUUGAACUCUCUAGAGCCUGCAGGAAAUGGCUUUCAGUUGGCCAAACUAUCACCAUGAUGAAGACAAAAAAAAGUUGAGUUGUACUGUUCAAAUAUAUUGAUAUUGUUUAUGAUCUCUUACAAAUGUUAUUUUGCCUGCUGUGAAAACACACACACAUUGUA